Paramacrobiotus metropolitanus is the source of this 3611-nucleotide messenger RNA. RefSeq names its product bifunctional heparan sulfate N-deacetylase/N-sulfotransferase-like. Bases 755 to 3451 code for a protein of 898 amino acids. Gene Ontology annotation, cellular component: Golgi apparatus. Gene Ontology annotation, molecular function: deacetylase activity; heparan sulfate N-sulfotransferase activity. The record is from RefSeq and is a predicted model, not a curated record. The transcript has 11 exons. Lineage: Eukaryota; Metazoa; Tardigrada; Eutardigrada; Parachela; Macrobiotidae.
UUCGUACUUACCAUAAUCUAAUGAUUUUUAACAAUCAGAAUGUGAUCGUAUUUCUGCUUAAAUACUAUAAUUGACCGGAAUUAUUCGGCAUAAUUUUGCGAGGUGUGGGUGGAUUGCUCUACUUGAUGAAGCAAGAAAUAGACAGUAGAGUGGUGUUUACACGACAUCCUUAUCGGGCUGCUGUAGAGUGCGUAUCCAUUCCAAUCAUCUCGUAAACCGCUGAAUUUCCGGAUGGUACAGUAGGAGAUAAAUGAUGAUAUAGCACGUAAAUAUUCCACUGGAUAUUGCCAUUGGAGUGGAGAGUUGGCCAUAAAUAUUAGAUUGGGGUUAAAUGAACAUACGGGAAAAGAGGCGCGCCAGCUGGAGAUCGCACUGAGCAAGUUGAUUUAUUUACCAAUGUUUUGGAGUAGAUGUAGUAAUUCCGACUGGAGCACCGGAUGAGCUGAAUUACAUCUUGCAUCUCCAUUCGUUUCAGGAACAACGCACUUUAACCCGGCGUUAUGCUGUAUCGAUGCCUUGAGUUGUAAAUAAAAAGCUUUUCUGAAAUCGAACCCGAGGAGUUUUGUUUAUUGUUCCCUUUGACAGUUGGACGAUCCUCGUUGGUUAAUCGAUUUGUCGUCUAAGAGCGCAGCUUGGUGUCAACAGAUGGAAUGACUGACCAUGACAAGUCUGUGUUAAACACACCCUGUCCGAUUAAUGUCGGCUGACAUGUCGCCGAACGAUUCCCUUUUCGCGACAUUGUAUCUGCACGGUGAUGAUUCCAUGGGAAAAAAUGACAGGAAACGGCUACAAAUCCGGGAAAAUGAAGCCAGCCGUCAGAAUGGACCAAUCGUGGUUAAUGCGCUAUCUGCGCGCCGCAGCCCUGUCACGGAGCAUCGUGUUGACCUUUAUCGUUGGACUGCUGUCACUCUUGCUGCUGGGAUGGUGGGUGGCGGUCAAACCCGACGAAAUCGCUAUGAAAACUACACCAAACGGCCGUGCUGACGAUAUCGGCGGGCCGGAUCCAGUGAUUGAACUGCCCCGGCCCGUCAGUGUCACUACGACGUUGCCACGGUUAAAAUACGAACCCAAAGUGUUGGUGUUUGCGGAAACGCAGUAUUCGCCGCUGGGAAGGGAUAUUGUGACGGUGUUGGAAGCGGUGCGGAAGAAAUUCCGGGUGGAGCUGGGUGGGAAGAAUGUGCCGGUGUUGACGUCGGAGGAUCGGGGAAAGUUCAGUCUGAUUGUUUUUGAAAAUGUGGAUAAGUAUUUUAAAAUGGAUAAAUGGAACCGCGACUUGCUGGAUCGGUAUUGCCGUGAAUAUCACGUGGGAAUUAUCGGAUUUCCACCGUUGUUGGAGCACACGCUGAUCGGCGCCACGGUGCCCAAUAUGCAGAUGCUCAUGCACACCAAUGUCCAGCUGCAGGAUUAUACUGUCAAUGUAGCGAGUCCUGUACUGCAUCUCACUAAAGGGGGACAAAGUUUAGAAGGCGUUUUACCAGGAGAUGAUUGGACGGUUUUCGUUCCAAAGCACGAAACGUAUGAGAUCGUCGCGUGGGCUCUUCUUUCGUCGCCAUUGAAUUCGACGCCGAGCGCUAACAGCACGCAGUUGCCGACAGUGGUAUUAGAUACCGGUAAACUCGACGGAGUGCGCCGCGUGUUCUUCGGGCAGUCGUUGAAGUUUUGGUUGCAUAAGAUGUUGUUUCUGGAUGCGAUGGGUUAUCUGAUCAAUGGCGGACACCAGCUGAUGCCCUUGACGCGCUACAUCCUCAUUGAUGUGGAUGACAUUUUCGUGGGACGGAAAGGGACCCGUAUGAACAUCAGCGAUGUUCAGGCCAUGAUUUCGACGAUGAUGCGAUGGAGAAAAACCGUAGCGGGUUUUCGGUUUAAUUUAGGAUUCUCGGGAAAAUACUUUCAUGCUGGAUUUGAGGAAGAAAAUAAGGGGGACGAUUUACUGCUAGCUAAUGCGUCCAAGUUCUGGUGGUUCUGUCAUAUGUGGGGACAUUCGCAGCCACAUCUUUUUAAUGCCAGCACCGAUGUAAUCAUUCGGGAAAUGCAGCUGAAUUAUCAGUUUGCGAAGGAAAAUGGCAUUCCAACGAAUUCGGGCUACGUUAUCUCGCCGCACCAUUCUGGCGUGUAUCCGGUACAUGAGCCACUGUACGAUGCCUGGCGGCGCAUCUGGAAUGCACAAGUGACCAGCACGGAAGAGUAUCCCCAUUUCAAGCCGAUGCACAUCCAUCGGGGAUUUAUUUAUCGCGACAUCCGCGUCCUACCGCGACAGACAUGCGGUCUGUACACGCACACCAUCUUUCUGGAAAGCUAUCCGGGUGGAAAAGAGCGAUUAGAACGGAAUAUCUUGGGUGGCGAUCUCUUUAUGACCUUCCUUUAUAAUCCCAUCAACAUCUAUAUGACCCACUUGUCUAAUUAUGCAAAUGAUCGUUUGGCGCUCUACACCUUCGAAAAUCUCUUUCAGUUUAUAGGCAAAUGGACUAAUUUGGAGCUGCGAUCCGCACCGCCCCUGGAGAUGGCCAAAUUGUAUUUCCACAUGUUUCCGGGUGAUGUGGAUCCGGUGUGGCACAAUCCCUGCGAUGACAAACGCCACAUGCAGAUCUGGGCCAGCAGCAAGUCCUGUGAGCGACUGCCCAAAUUCCUCGUGGUCGGUCCACAGAAAACUGGCACCACGGCGCUUUACAGCUUCUUGUCCAUGCAUCCGGCCAUUAGGAGUAAUUAUCACAAUCCUGAGACCUUUGAGGAAGUGCAGUUUUUCAGCGGCAAGAAUUACCAUAAAGGAUUGGACUGGUAUAUGAACUUCUUUCCCUUGCCGGAUAAUUCUUCUGCUCAGUAUUUGUUCGAGAAAAGUGCCACGUAUUUUGACGGUGAAUUAGUGCCAGUGCGUGCCUUUUCCCUGAUUCCUCGUGCCAGUAUUAUUGUGAUUGUCAUCGAUCCCGUACGACGAGCCUAUUCGUGGUAUCAGCACAUGCGAGCGCAUGGCGAUCGCACAGCCCGGCAACACAGUUUCUUGGAUGUGAUAUCGGCGUCUCGGGAUUCUCCGUUGCCAUUGCGGAAUCUGCGUAACCGCUGCUUGAAGCCGGGCGAGUAUGCGGUGCAUAUUGAGAAAUGGCUGGAUCAUUAUCCCGCGAAUCAGUUGCUCAUUUUGGAUGGUGAUGAACUGCGACGCAGUCCCGUGUCGGUGAUGCACAAAGUGCAGCGCUUCCUCAAAAUUAAGCCUUUCAUAGAUUAUACGGAUCUUCUAAGAUACGACGCGAAAAAAGGGUUUUAUUGCCAAGUGGUGAAUGGAGAGAGUAAUCGCUGUUUGGGCCGCAGCAAGGGGCGUCGAUACCCGCCCAUGGACGCGGAAGCGGAGAAGUUCCUGCAGCAUUAUUAUCAGCCCUACAAUGUUGCCUUACAUAAAGUGCUGACGAGGCUCAACCAACCGGUUCCUCUUCCUAGAUGGUUGCAAGCUGAUCUGCACUGAUCAGUCGAGUUUUUAAUUUUUUAUCGUUGAUGUUCCUAAGUCGCUUUGCUUGUUGAAUUUUAAAAAUGGAAAAUGGUUUCGAUCUAGAUGUCCCUGGAUGUCUGCAGACGAAAAAGAAAACUUACAUUCCAACACGACGCAUAGAGAUAGAAAAUGUACA